AGCAUUCAAGCUUAUAACCUUGAGAAAGAUAAGAUGAGUGGAAGAGGCAAAGGAGGAAAGGGGCUCGGUAAAGGAGGCGCUAAGCGUCACCGUAAAGUCCUCCGUGAUAACAUCCAGGGAAUCACCAAACCCGCCAUCCGCCGUCUGGCUCGCCGCGGUGGAGUGAAGCGUAUCUCCGGUCUGAUUUACGAGGAGACCCGCGGUGUGCUGAAGGUCUUCCUGGAGAAUGUGAUCCGGGACGCCGUCACCUACACCGAGCACGCCAAGAGAAAGACCGUGACCGCCAUGGAUGUGGUUUAUGCUCUGAAGAGACAGGGCCGCACUCUGUACGGCUUCGGAGGUUAAACACUGAUCCUGAUCCACUGAUACUGAAACACAAAGGCUCUUUUAAGAGCCACACACUUAAUCUGUAAAGAGAAAGUCCUACAGUGAUUAAUUUAGUUGAAU
Messenger RNA from Scomber scombrus (Atlantic mackerel), 447 nucleotides. RefSeq names its product histone H4. The transcript has a single exon. The record is from RefSeq and is a predicted model, not a curated record. The coding region runs from base 34 to 345 and encodes 103 amino acids. Gene Ontology annotation, biological process: nucleosome assembly. Gene Ontology annotation, cellular component: nucleosome. Gene Ontology annotation, molecular function: protein heterodimerization activity; structural constituent of chromatin; DNA binding. Lineage: Eukaryota; Metazoa; Chordata; Actinopteri; Scombriformes; Scombridae.